AUGAGCGGGAACCCGUUUGAGUCGUAUUUGAAGCAGGAUGAUGAUGUUGGUAACAGUGCAGAGCCUGCGAUGUUUACAAGUGACGCACUACUGAAACCCAAUGCUUCGUUAGAGUAUUGUGCAAUGACGGUAGAAGAGACAUUGAAACAAUUUAAUACUGAUGGAAUUAAAGGGAUAACUGAUAUUCAACAGAUACGGAACAGAGAAAUCGAAUGGGGCCCGAAUGAGGUCACUGCUGACGGGGGGGAACCGUUGUGGAAGCGAUUUGUGUCUACGUUUAUUGAUGAUCCGUUGAUCUUAUUGUUGAUUGGGUCUGCGUUCAUUAGUUUUUUGAUGGGGAAUAUCGAUGAUGCUAUGAGUAUUACUCUGGCGAUUAUUAUUGUUGUUACUGUUGGGUUUGUGCAGGAGUAUAGAUCAGAAAAGUCUCUUGAGGCUUUGCAUAAACUGGUUCCUGCGAGCUGUCAUUUGAUUAGAUUUGGGACGGGGACGCAUAUCUUGGCAUCCGGUUUGGUUCCUGGAGAUCUAGUGCAAUUUAAGGUUGGGGAUAGGAUUCCUGCAGAUGUUAGGAUCAUUGAGAGUGUCGAUCUAAGUUUGGAUGAGAGUACGUUGACUGGGGAGAAUGAGCCUAUGCAUAAGUCAUCUGUGGAAGUUAGUCGAGCACCAUAUAGUAACGUACCUGGGGGUAUUAUUCCUAUCAGUGACAGGUCGUGUAUUGGUUUCAUGGGCACGUUGGUAAGAGAAGGCCAUGGUAAAGGUAUUGUUAUUGCCACGGGGAAACAUACAAUGUUUGGGGCAGUAUUCGAAAUGAUGAGUUCUAUCGAAAAGCCAAAAACACCAUUGCAAAUGGCUAUGGAUAAAUUAGGAAGAGACCUUUCGUAUGUGAGCUUUAUACUGAUCGGGAUUAUAUUUCUCAUUGGUAUCAUUCAAGGAAGAUCGUGGUUGGAUAUGUUUCAAAUCUCCGUAUCACUAGCGGUAGCAGCAAUCCCUGAAGGUCUGCCGAUUAUUGUCACAGUGACAUUGGCGCUGGGAGUGUUACGAAUGGCUAACAGAAAGGCGAUUGUAAGAAGAUUACCAAGUGUUGAGACUCUGGGCUCUGUCAAUGUCAUUUGCUCUGAUAAAACAGGUACUUUGACUGCUAAUCACAUGACAGCGGCGAAAAUUUGGUGUUUGGGUAGUAUGUCGAAUAAAAAUAAUGUUCUCAGUUUAGAAUCAAAGCUAGUUGGCGGUGGGAAACCAAAUUACAAACAUUAUCUCACUGAAGAUGUAAGACUUAUUUUGAAAAUUGGUAGUAUUUGUAACAAUGCCACAUUUUCACACGAACAUGCAAAGUUUUUGGGUAAUCCAACAGAUGUUGCCUUGCUGGAAGUUCUUCAAAAGUUUGAGUUAUCGGAUGAAAGACCGAAUAUUCGGAGAAUUGAUGAAUUGACCUUUAAUUCUAAAAGGAAACUGAUGGCUGUCAGAGUCGAAAGUAGUACUGGAGGUAAUAAAACUAUUAUAUAUGUGAAGGGAGCUUUUGAAAGGAUAUUGGAAAAAUCUACAAGCUUUAUUAAUAGCAAUGGCAAGGUAGAAAAGUUGACAGAUACAUAUAGAGCUACAAUUGAUGACUGCGCCAAAUCUUUAGCAUCAGAAGGACUUCGAACCUUGGCCUUUGCACAAGUUGAUGUCCAAAAUGUUCAAGACUUGACGGAUUCUAAUAUUCAAAAUCUGGUGUUCACUGGAUUAAUUGGAAUGAAAGAUCCUCCUAGGUCUACAGUACGCCCUGCCAUCGAAGAAUUACUACAAGGCGGUGUACACGUUAUUAUGAUCACCGGUGAUGCUGAAAACACAGCAGUGAACAUCGCAAGGCAAAUUGGUAUUCCUGUAAUUAAUCCUGAGAUUAGCGUUUUGACUGGUGAGAAGUUGGAUCAUAUGACUGAUGACCAAUUAGCUAAUGUUAUCGAUCAUGUUAAUAUCUUCGCACGUGCUACCCCUGAACAUAAAUUAAAUAUUGUCCGUGCCUUGCAGAAGAGAGGAGAUAUUGUCGCAAUGACUGGUGAUGGCGUUAACGAUGCACCAGCGUUGAAGCUAGCUGAUAUUGGUGUUUCUAUGGGUAAUAUGGGUACUGAUGUUGCCAAAGAAGCUUCGGACAUGGUUCUUACUGAUGAUGAUUUCAGCACGAUUUUGACUGCUAUUGAAGAAGGCAAAGGUAUUUUCAAUAAUAUUCAAAACUUUUUAACAUUUCAGCUGUCUACAUCCGUCGCUGCUCUCUCGCUGAUUGCCAUCUCAACAAUAUUUAAAUUGCCAAAUCCAUUGAAUGCGAUGCAGAUUUUAUGGAUCAACAUUUUAAUGGACGGUCCACCCGCUCAAUCAUUGGGAGUCGAGCCUGUAGAUCAUGAAGUCAUGAGGAAACCACCUAGAAAGCGUACAGACAAGAUUCUGACUAGGCAAGUAAUUAAAAGACUUUUGAUGAACGCAUCAUUUAUUAUUGUGGGUACAAUCUAUGUUUUCGUCAAGGAAAUGGCUGAUGACGGCGAAAUCACCACUAGAGAUACUACAAUGACGUUUACUUGUUUUGUGUUUUUUGAUAUAUUCAGUGCAUUAUCAUGUAGGCAUGCAACGAAAUCAAUCUUUGAGAUUGGCUUUUUCAAUAACAAAAUGUUCAAUUAUGCCGCUGGUUUCUCCUUGAUGGGUCAAUGCUGUGCUAUAUAUAUUCCAUUUUUUCAGACCAUUUUCAAAACUGAGCGAUUGAGUAUAGGUGAUUUGGCAUUUUUGUUGGUCGUCAGCAGCAGUGUUUUCAUUGCUGAUGAGGUGAGAAAGUAUUAUAUCAAGAAAAAUACUAUACAUGAUCCACACUAUUUUUCAAUUGUGUAG
Eremothecium cymbalariae DBVPG#7215 is the source of this 2850-nucleotide messenger RNA. RefSeq names its product Ca(2+)/Mn(2+)-transporting P-type ATPase PMR1 (gene PMR1). Gene Ontology annotation, cellular component: plasma membrane; Golgi membrane; endoplasmic reticulum. The transcript has a single exon. The coding region runs from base 1 to 2850 and encodes 949 amino acids. Gene Ontology annotation, biological process: manganese ion transport; intracellular calcium ion homeostasis; calcium ion transmembrane transport. The record is from RefSeq and is a predicted model, not a curated record. Gene Ontology annotation, molecular function: ATP hydrolysis activity; P-type calcium transporter activity; ATP binding. NCBI's taxonomy places the organism in Eukaryota, Fungi, Ascomycota, Saccharomycetes, Saccharomycetales, Saccharomycetaceae.